Molecule: messenger RNA, 1501 nt
Organism: Gossypium raimondii (Peruvian cotton)
Lineage: Eukaryota; Viridiplantae; Streptophyta; Magnoliopsida; Malvales; Malvaceae
Product: UDP-N-acetylglucosamine transporter ROCK1
Exons: 7
Coding region: 217-1200 (327 amino acids)
Biological process (GO): pyrimidine nucleotide-sugar transmembrane transport
Cellular component (GO): Golgi membrane
Molecular function (GO): pyrimidine nucleotide-sugar transmembrane transporter activity
Source: RefSeq, a predicted model, not a curated record
UCUUGACCCGGUCUAAAACGGAGGAGAAGAAAACAACGUGGUUCUAGUUAACGAAGAUACGAAGACGAAACGCAAUGAAACCGCGAUAUCUUGUGUGGAGGGGAAAAAAGAAGAGAAUCAUUCACAGAACCCAGUUUGAAUCCGCCACCAAAAUCAUCAGAUUAGCAAGGCCAGGAACCACGUUGCGACGGUAAACAAGAAAUCUCGUACCCAACAAUGGCGGCGAAAAAGCCCAAAUCUUCCACUCCUAACCCAGGCAACAUGAGUCCACGCGUUUGGUUUUACUCCAUUUUACUAACUCUUCAAUAUGGAUUCCAACCUAUUAUCUCCAAACGCUUCACCAGACGAGAAGUAAUUGUAACUUCAUCAGUCUUGACAUGUGAGGUAGCCAAGGUUGUAUGUGCCCUUAUUCUCAUGGCAAAAGAUGGUAGCUUAAAGAAACUGGCAAGGGAAUGGACUUUGGUGGGUUCACUUACUGCAUCAGGUCUUCCUGCAGCAAUUUAUGCACUUCAAAACAGCUUGUUGCAGAUAUCUUACAGGAAUCUAGAUUCACUUACUUUCUCAAUGCUGAACCAGACAAAAAUAAUUUUCACUGCCAUAUUUACAUAUAUCAUACUGAGGCAGAGACAGUCAAUUCAACAAAUCGGGGCUCUGUUCUUGUUGAUCAUGGCAGCUGUCCUUCUAAGCAUUGGUGAAGGCUCUAGCAAAGGGUCUAGCAGUGGUGACCCUGAGAAAAUUUUAUUUUAUGGAAUUGCCCCAGUCUUAGUUGCUUCUGUACUCUCUGGUUUGGCUUCUGCAUUAUGCCAAUGGGCUUCUCAGGUCAAGAAGCACUCAUCAUACUUGAUGACUGUAGAAAUGUCUAUAGUUGGAAGCUUGUGCUUGCUGGCUAGUACCUCUAAGUCUCCAGAUGGAGAAGCUAUCAGACGCUAUGGGUUCUUUUAUGGUUGGACUCCACUAACUUUGAUUCCGGUUGUUACCAAUGCUCUCGGUGGGAUUCUUGUUGGCCUUGUCACUAGCCUUGCUGGUGGUGUGAGAAAGGGGUUCGUCAUUGUUUCAGCACUACUUGUAACAGCCAUGCUGCAGUUCCUUUUUGAAGGAACACCGCCAUCAGUGUAUUGUCUUGUGGCUCUUCCACUUGUCAUUAGCAGCAUUUCGAUAUACCAGAAAUAUCCAUACCAAGUCAAAAAGAAAGAAGCCUAAUACACCUGCAGGUAGAUAAGGGGAUCUCUUGAAGUUGCACUGAUUAUUAAAGUUUCCAUUUGUUUUCCCAACAUGAAUUUUUUAGGAUUGAAUAGUGUAGGCAUGAAGAAGGCCUAUUAUGGAUAUACUUGAUGUCAUCAAUUUCAGGAUUCUGACUGAAAUUGGGAAGAAAAAGAACAAGGCUAUGAUGUCUGGACUCUGCUCGCAAAAUUGUAGGAUUUAUGAACUGAAUAAUAUAAUCAUGCAUGUAAUUGAGAAGCUGUAUAUCAUGGCUUAGAGAUGAGAAGACUAAUUGGUUUUA